Molecule: messenger RNA, 1212 nt
Organism: Ostrea edulis (European flat oyster)
Lineage: Eukaryota; Metazoa; Mollusca; Bivalvia; Ostreida; Ostreidae
Product: testis, prostate and placenta-expressed protein-like
Exons: 7
Coding region: 160-777 (205 amino acids)
Source: RefSeq, a predicted model, not a curated record
UACCCGGCGUUCUCGGGUAUUGCCAUACCACGGUAUAGCCUAUACGAUACCUGGAUUAAAAACCCAGACGUACACAAGAGCCACUUUACACAGGUGUCAAACAAUAAAAAGACACACGACUUUUAAAACGAUCGGAAAUAUUUAUUGAAGUCUUGAAAAAUGACAACUGUUUCUGUUGAUCCGGUCCAACAAGGGGCAUAUCCAAUGAAGAUCCCCAGCUAUUCCUACCAGUACCCCUCUCACCGCAGGGUCCAGCUCGCGGCGGUGAAGGAGGGGCUCUUCCACCCCCGGCUGCCGAGCUUCAGGAGGAUGGACAUGGAUACGGCUGGGCAUAAGCUCCCUGACGAACAUUGCCGUACUACCACAUCCUGUGGACCAGUUGACUUUCAGAGAUCCACGUCCACGAUGAUGGAACCGCCAGUAAAGAAUAUGUCCGGUCUGGAAAUUACGUCAACAGGGAAACAGUUACACAAACACUAUACCACACCAGAGGAACUUAAGCGAGCCCGCACCGAGUGGUCAGAUUUCCUGAACAGGUCGCCAGAGAGAUUCAACAUCCAAUUACCUGCCCUCCCAAGUAGCAAAGAUCAGCGAUUCGUUGGGUAUGCUGUCCGAUACCUGAGACCGGAAAUCACCAAGUCGUGGAAUUAUACUUUACGCCAAGAACCAACUUUAGAUCACCACGGCCAAAGGCCAAUUCCGGCUAACAUCUAUGCCCGAUACAGGGACACCUACCCGCAGUACAGUAGGAACAUUGCUUCUGAAGCCUGGAGAUAAACCGUGAAGAUUCUUAAACGACAUAGAUCUGGUUCUGUCAUGUCAUUGUUAAAUAUCUUUGUUAUCACGGCGCAUAUUUGAUUCCUUCAGUAUUACAAACGAACGUUAUUUCUCAUUUUCCAUCAGUAUUAUUAAUUAUAGACAGUGUUUAUUAUUGUUAUUUCUAGAAACCGUGUUUGUUGAUUUUUUUUUAUCUUUAGAUAUUUAUGUAAUUGAAUAGUCUGUAUGUUGAUAGUUUUCUGUGUUUGCACUUUAAAAGUAUUAGAAUACGAAAGUAUUAGCAACCCAUCUUGCUCAAGAAACGUUUGUUCAGGCAACGAGCCAGCUUUUAAUAUAUGGCAUACAGUAUUAGCUUUGAUUGUGCUCAUAUUAUACAGAGUACAUAUAUAGAGAUCUAUAUUUGAUGUGUUUUCAUUAAAUCGUUAUUUCACCACA